Molecule: messenger RNA, 26580 nt
Organism: Podarcis lilfordi (Lilford's wall lizard)
Lineage: Eukaryota; Metazoa; Chordata; Lepidosauria; Squamata; Lacertidae
Source: the annotation of a GenBank genome assembly
GACUUGUAGUCUCCAGGCGGGAGAGCCGACCCUUCUAUUCAAGAUGGAAAGAGAGACAGAGAGCUGUUGCCAGGAUACUCUCUCAGUAAACAAAGUGUCGCCAUGUCUCAGCUACAGUUCCUGGAGCUGCCCAAGGGACAUAUAGUGCCUGUAAGUAAGUUUGCAUUCCUGGAUGUGUCUAGUUACUGUGGAACUUCUUGGGGGUGGGGUGGGGUUUGCAGAUAUUACUUUUUUCUUUUUUUAAAAAAAGCCCAAGGUAGGAUAUGACCAGGUUGGGUCUUGCACCCAGUGCCGGAUUUAUGUAUAAGCUAAACAAGCUAUAGCUUAGGGGGCCCCCAAAAAAAUUUAAAGGGAAAAAAACCUGGAUGUACAUUUCCAAAAUAUAAGAUAAAAAACAAAUACAAUAAAACUUACAUACAGCAACACUGUUUUUUGCAUUAUUAAGUUUGUUAUAAAUAAAAAAAAUCAUUUUAAGUUAGAGCUUAAUAAUUAUUUCACUAUUAAUAUACUUCUUCUUAAUUGUAUUUCACCAUUAAUAUACUUCUUCUUAAUUGUAUUUCAAUUCAACAAUUACUUUGAUAAAAUACAUAUUUUGUUAUGUGCAAAUGGCUUUAGAUACCUAUCAGGUCCAUAAAUUACCAUAUAGCAUAUAUUCAACACAAAAAACAGCGACAAUUUGUUGACAACGGACAGCUGGACAUAUAAUUGCCCCAUUACCUUCAGUUGCUGAGGGCCUCCCCAAACCUAAAUCCGGCCCUGAUUGCACCUUUCAUAGCUGGGUCGCCAUGCAACCUUCACCUGUCAAAAUCCCCUCUUCAAACCCAAAUGUUAGAGGCACCCACUCUUGCAUCCACAAUUCAGGAGCUUCGUUUAUUUACUUAUUACAUUUCUACCCCACCUUUCUUCCAAAAGCCCCCAAAAGGGCCUACAUUGGGGACCCCACCCUCAGCCCUGUGAGGUAGGUCAGGCUGAGAGACCAUGAUGAGCUCCAAGAUCACCCAGUGAACUUCAUGGCUGAGUGGGGAUUUGAACCCUGGUCUCCCAGGUCCCAGGCAGACACUUUAACCACCGCACUAUGUUGGCCGUCUAACCUUUUAUGAAUUAAAUCUUACUUGAGGAAUACAACUGGCUUGCAUUAUUAUUAUUAUUAUUAUUAUUAUUAUUAUUAUUUGUGUAUCCCACCCAACUGACUGGGUUGUCCCAACCACUCUAGGCAGCUUCCAACAUAAUAAAACCUCAAACAUUAAAAACUUCCCGAAGGGCUGCCUUCAGAUGUCUCCUAAAAGCUGUAUAAUUAUUUAUCUCAUUGACAUCUGAUGAGAGGGCACCUCACAGGUCGAACAACACUAUAUGUGCUCAUAUAUAUUUAUUCCGCCUUCCAUCCCUAUCCAUAGUGUUUCUGAUGGUCACAAACUUGAAACGACCAGUCAACAUCGGUUGUUGCUGUUUUUAAAUAGGCAGUUGGAAAUAUUCAGUCAAUGUCUUGAUUAUUAUGAUUAGGAUUAUUAGAUGGACCACUGGCCUUUAUAUACACCGGUGGCCAAUAUUGUGGAAGCCUUUAGGAAAAGUUGUCUUUCUAAGGCUUGGUGGCUCACGACAUCAGUCUUUUUUUUAGAAUAAUGCUAUGAAAUAAUAUCCCUGGAGGUUGCUUGAUAAUGUCCCAGUGGUUGUUCCAGCCCUGGUUUUGGGUGUACAUUGAAUCACCAUUCUUCAGAAGCACAUGGCAUUGGGCUUAUCGGUCAGGCUUAUGAACUCGCUGGAGUUUUUGGAGCUGAAAAUCGAACAUGAAAAUGAUGAAAUGGUUUAAAUUAACGCCUCGAAACUUUUGUAUUCCAAAACGCUUGCAGUUCACGAAAGUUAACCCUGGCUUGUGGUACUGGAAAGAUGACAGCCGAAGUCUUGAAUUUGCAUGGUAAGGAUUCAGUGUCCCUUUCUGUCUGUCUUUGUUGCGUUUCUGUUUGUGGUUAUCGUGAUUUCGUAUCACUUGCCAGUGAGCUAGUUUAUGGAGCGCCUGGCCUUGCAGCAUGAUUUCCCCCCCUCCAUGCACAGUCCAUUAAAAUCAAUAAAACCAAUGGAAUCUACAACAUUUCCAACAACAGCAGAUCAUAAUCAGCAGGAUGAAACCAAUACAUUUUAGUAAAUAGAAUCCUUCUUUUCCAAAAGCAUGGAGGAACUGAAAUGUUUUUUCUUUGCCUCUGAAAGGAGGCAAAUGUCAGGCCUGAUAGAACCCUUGGCAAGGAUGGGAGGUAAGAAGAGGUAUUCCACAGUAAACAAAGUGACAAUUGAAAAGAGCCUGAGUUUGCAGGAUGCCGCUCUUUCCAACUGUGAAAGCAUCUAGUAGUAUGCCUCAUCUCUCCCUAAGUGCAGUUGGUCCAAACAUACCCAUUCCUUCAAUCUCUGCAAGAAUAAAAAAUGAAAACAUCUCUGUAAUUUUGAAGCAGAAGGUACCCCACGCUGAUUGGUUGAGCAUGCUGUGAUGUCAUAAAGAACCACCUGUCCAAUCCCUGAAGCUGUUUCCCCCUCACCUUCGGUAUUCAUUUUUUUGGGGGGGGGGGAUUAUUAAGGAUGGAGGAGGAACAGAUCAACUCAGAAAUGUUGUGGAUGCUGGGGCUUUGGAAAAUUAAAAAAACCAAGUAUCCCAGCUGAAUUAUAGCGGGCAGGGGCAAGAUUGCAUCCUAAACUGGCACUGGACUUGCUGCCAUUCCUCUCUGCUGGGCUCACUCUGUGGUUGAGAGAUGCAGGGUGAGCUCUCUUUCCUGUGUAGUUGUAUGAAUUGCCACUGCCAUUACCGAAAACUCCCCUCUGUUUGGUAUUGCAGUGCUCAGCCUAAGGAGGAAGAUAAGGAAGUGGAGAAGAAGUCAAAGAAAGGGAAAACCAUCCACUUCCAAGAGACGGCCACAAAAACGCCGGACAGGUGACCCAGUUUAAAAAUCAGCAGCGCUUGAAAUGCCCUGACUAUAGUCUGUGGUCUUGGCAAGGGUGUAAGAAGUCCUGGAUUCAAAUCCCACGCGAAUCCUGUAUUUGGGGAAGGGAAGGGGAAGAGACUGGACGUACCUUUGGGGAUGGAACAUAGCUCAAUGCAGAAGGCCAUAGGUUUGAUCCCCAGCAAAGACCAAGGCCUGAGAUCCUGGAGAGCUGCUGCCUGCCAGGGUAGGCAGUAUUGGGCUAGAUGGAGAAAUGGUCUGAGCCUGACCUGGAUGGUAAGGGAAUCCCACCGAUGUCACCAAUUUAUUUAUUUUUUAAAAAUAAAAUGAUUGGUUUUAAAAAGUUCUCCUUUGUGACUCUUGAGACAGGAGUUCCAAUUCAUUCUAGGUAGAGUGAGGUGGCCUGCCUCAAGUGCACCAUGAAAGGGAAGCAAAUGGUCAAUUAUUUGGUCCAUUAUUAUAUUGUUGCCAUUGCCACGGGGGUUGCCAUUCGGAUUUUGUGCCCCAAAGUCACGGGCCACCUCUGUGCCUGCUUAGCAGCAAAUGCGUUUGGGCAAGCUGCUUGUUUGCAGUCACUUCCCUGUCUGUAAAAUGGGAACAAUAGCAACACAACUUCACAGGCCUGCUUUUUUGCUGAUGUGUAUACCAUACAUACAUCUGCUGUAUCUCCCCUCCCCUCUUCUGCAUCUGCAUCCCAUAAUGCCUUAGCUACAAUUGAUAAUUUGAGGAUCCACACCCUCAAAUAUGAGAAAGAACGGGUCCACAGGCCAUCUGCAUCGGUAGGAUGGGAAGACGGCUGCACAAACUGGGCCAUUUUCAUCACUGCGUCUUGCAAAGAGUUUCCCCUCCAGGUCACAUCCACACCAUACAUUCAAAGCCCUCUCAUGCUACUUCAAUCAGUCCUGGUUUCCCCCAAAGAAUUCUGGGAACUGUAGUUGCUAGGAAUCCCCUCUUGGAACUACAAUUCCCAACACCCUCAAACUACAGUUCCCAGGAUUCUUGGGGGAGGGAGCUAUGGCUGUUAAAGUGGUAUGACAGUGCUUUAAAUGUGUGUUGUGGAUGUCCUAAGUGCUGCCCCUUUGUGGAUAUUAAAGGCUCGAGAGACCAAUAAGGAAGCUUCAUGUGCCCAUAGAAGGCUGAAUUCUGCCUUUGUUUUCAACGUAAUCAAGGUUACCUGGAAAGAGAACAUCCCAGAGUUUAGCUCCAGAGUUGCCUUGGCAUGUGUCCAAUUAAAUGAAAUGCAAGUCCUACCCAGCCUCCAUUUUAUCUGCAGACCGGAUCCUGUUUUUUUCCGAGAUAUCUUUGCCGUACGGAGAAGUAUCCAAGAAGAUAAGUCGCCCCGGCUGUUGAGGCGAUUGCAAAAGGAACUGAUUUCUCUAGAAGACGUUAAGUGUAAGUGUGGGUGCUGAAUUGCCAAGUUAGUUGCAGCUUAUUGAUCUUCUCCGCCAUCCUUGAGAUUGUUCCAAGGGUUGCUGAUUUCAGUGUUAUCCCGAGUCAACAGCACUUGUUUACUUGGCCUAAAUGGCUUGUGUCCAGCAUACCUAAGAAUAAUAAAAAUCAAAGAAAUAGCUUCUUUGUCCCUUCCAGCUGUGGGAGCCAAGAGCAUCGUCCACCUUAACAGUCUUGCACAGAACCAGCAAUGGCAGUCCUAUGUGCUACAGACCAAACAGGGAGUGGGUGUUUUGCAGAAAGGCUCCAGUCAUGGAAAUAACUUGAGUCAUGCAAGAUUUCCAGUCCAUAUGGAGCAGGGGAAGGCAGAAAGGCAACCUCCUUUUCUAUAUCGCAUCAUGGUGCCAGUUUCUUCUUUCAUAAUGCCAUCUUCAUAGCAUUGGUUACAACAUUUUACUAUCUCGGAUUGCACAAAUGGGCUUCAUUAUGGUUUUUGCCCAACACACGUAGGUGUGGCUGAGGGUUUGACAAAUGUUUCUCAAUGGACUGGUGAGUGGCAGUGUUUCACUUGGUCAUCUGGAAAUCUCUCUGUUUCUCUGUUUCUCCUCCCAUUGGGAUGUGAUGUGAAUCGGAGCGUAUGGGAAGAGCAGAAAAAGUGCAGUAAGCCUGAAUCUCAGGAGACUCAGACAAAGAGCACUCAUUUUGCUGGACUGGAAACAAUGGGAGACUGAGCUGGAGGGGACAUUUAUUAACUAGGGUUACCAUACGUCUGGGGUGGAAAUCGCGAAAAUGCCCAGGAAAAUCCGAACGUAUGGCAAUCUAUUUCGGCAGUGUCGUUUUGGGCGAAUAAAGCUCAACACCUCUGCCCAAAAAAUGCUCACCAACUUUUCUGUCCGGAUUUUCACUGUUUGAAACAUGGUGGCAACCCUAAUUAAAACAGGCAUGUCCCACCUUUCUUCCAGAAGCUCAAGGUAGCGUAGCACAACGACAGCCUUGCAGGGUAGGUGAGGCUGAGAGAGAGACUGACUGGUUACCCAGUGUCUUUCAUGGCUGAACAAUUUGGUCCUGGGUCUCUCAGCUUUUACUCUUGACCCUUCAAACACUACAGUACUCUGGCUUCGCCUGAAGGCAUACGUAGCUGCUUUUAUAUAUUUGCAAACAAAGCAGGUAUUACAAAGGCACUAUUUCAGUGCACUUUUGUUUGACUAAAGCUGGUUAAUGCUUGGGAAAGUGCAGAGCAGGUAAGCACAAUGAAUGCAGCAGUGCACCUAAAGUCAUUCUCAUGUGCUGCAGGUAUAGGUCUGACCAGAGCAGACUAUUCAGAAUGCAGGGAGAGGGAGAAGGAAGUGGGCAUGUAUUUUCCCUCGCAUCAGAAACUCCCUACCUAUCUUUCUCUCUGUUUUGUGUGGCCUUUCAGCUUCCUAUGCUUGGCAUGUAAGCCCCCUUACGUUUCUUUGUAAAUAAGGUGUGGUAUAAAUUGCAAAGAUGCUGUCUAGGUUUGUCUAGGCAUCUUAAGCCAGUGUGGUGUAGUGGUUAAGAGCGGUAGACUCCUAAUCUGGGGAACUGGGUUCGCGUCUCCGCUCCUCCACAUGCAGCUGCUGGGUGACCUUGGGCCAGUCACACUUCUCUGAAGUCUCUCAGCCCCACUCCCCUCACAGAGUGUUUGUUGUGGGGGAGGAAGGGAAAGGAGAAUGUUAGCCGCUUUGAGACUCCUUAAAGGGAGUGAAAGGCGGGAUAUCAAAUCCAAACUCUUCCUCUUCUUCUUCUUAAAAAGUAGAGACAUCACCUUGCCAACAAAGGUCCGUAUAGUAAAAGCUAUGGUUUUCCCAGUAGUGAUGUAUGGAAGUGAAAGCUGGACCAUAAAGAAGGCUGAUCGCCGAAGAAUUGAUGCUUUUGAAUUAUGGUGCUGGAGGAGACUCUUGAGAGUCCCAUGGACUGCAAGAAGAUCAAACCUAUCCAUUCUGAAGGAAAUCAGCCCUGAGUGCUCACUGGAAGGACAGAUCCUGAAGCUGAGGCUCCAAUACUUUGGCCACCUCAUGAGAAGAGAAGACUCCCUGGAAAAGACCCUGAUGUUGGGAAAGAUGGAGGGCACAAGGAGAAGGGGACGACAGAGGACGAGAUGGUGGGACAGUGUUCUCGAAGCUACCAGCAUGAGUUUGACCAAACUGCGGGAGGCGGUGGAAGACAGGAGUGCCUGGCGUGCUCUGGUCCAUGGGGUCACGAAGAGUCGGACACAACUAAACGACUAAACAACAACAGCAACAUAAAUUGCUAAAUCAGCUGUAACAUUAAUAAUAAUUUCUAAGUGCAUUGUUUUCCUCUAGCAUUUUAAUGGUAUGGCCCUAGGAGGACUGCCUUGCAUUUUUCCUUUGAAAAGUUGGGUCAGCUUCGAAAAACGUUGCAAGACCUUAAAUUUGGACUGGGAUUCUGGACAGGAAAGACUGUCCACGCAUAGGUCAAUCCACCGUAGAGAAGUUGUCAAAAUGUGCUAGAAGAAGCUGUGUUCUUACGGAGAUGGAAAACCCUGUGUCUGGGUAAUAGCACUUCAGAACAGACUGCAGGUGGGAACAAACAUGAUUUAAUGUUCAUCCAUACAAAAAAGAAGAAGAAAAAACCCUCCACACUCCAUGUAGAAAAAUAGAUGAUGAGGAGAAGCCUAGACUAGUACAGUGGUACCUCGGGUUACAUACGCUUCAGGCUACAGACUCCGCUAACUCAGAAAUAGUGCUUCAGGUUAAGAACUUUGCUUCAGGAUGAGAACAGAAAUCGUGCUCUGGCGGCGUGGCAGCAGCGGGAGGCCCCAUUAGCUAAAGUGGUGCUUCAGGUUAAGAACGGACCUCCAGAACAAAUUAAGUACUUAACCCGAGGUACCACUGUACUCUGUGUGUGUGUGUGUUUUAAGCACAUUUCCCCCUUCAAAGGAUUAUAGGCACUGCCGAUACAUUUCCCAGCAACCCUUAACACACUAUUGUGCCCAGAAUUCUUUGAAGGUUGUGUCUGUGUGCUUUGGAUUUGCUUCAAAGGCAUGAUGUGCCUACAGCCAUUAAGAACCAAAAUAGAUGUAAUUUGUAUUUUUACAAACAUGUGCAUUAAAUGCAAAAAAAAAAGCCCUAAUAUUAAUUUGGCCCCUUUCCCUGACUUGCUAGAUUUCUAUAUGCAGGGACUGCUUUUGUACAGAGGAGCUUUCAGUCAAGUGAGUCUCACCUGCAGUCUAAAGGUGAACCACCCAGAUGCAUUUUUACCGCCUCCAUGAAAACUAGACCUGGGCGACUCGCUUGUUCCUCUUGGGUCACGCCUGAUGCAGCUUUGAUAAACUCCAAGCCUGCCACAAUAGUGACGUGCAUCCAUCACCCCACACAUCUCCUGGUGCAUAGCAGUUUUCCAGGUAGAAUCCCUGGGAUCACUGACGGAGCCCUACACCCAAACCGCACCCACGUCUGUGCUCCCUGGAAGGAGGCAUGCUGUUAUCUUAAGGUGAAACAAAGCAGGGCAAAUAAAACCAACCCAAAUUUAAUGGGCUGUUUUCUUUACUCCCGUCUCAAGUUACACCAAUCCCUUAUAGGGCAGUCCUAAACAUGUCUACUUGGAGAUAAGUGAAUUCCAUGUGAUUUGUUCUUAGUAAGCGUGCUUUAGGAUUCCAUGUGAUUUGUUUAGGGAAGUUUUUAAUAUUUAAUGCUGUACUGUUUUUAACACUUGAUUGGGAGCCGCCCAGAGUGGCUGGGGAAACUCAGCCAGAUGGGCGGGGUAUAAAUAAUAAAUUAUUAUUAUUAUUCCCCGACCCCUUGCAUAGUUCCUUCUUUCUCUGCCCCUUUUCUUAAACUGGUGGUUGUUGGCCUCUGUCUGUCUUGGGAGUCAAAGGAGGAGUGCGCCUUUGAGGGGUGAAGUCAAAAUGUUGGAAAGUUACAGCUCCUGCUUUGUGUGUGGAGACUGAUAUGGGAGAGACAUGUUUUGUUGCAGCUGGGGCAGAGGAAGGCAUCCGGUUGUUUCUUCUCUCGGCGCUUCUCCCAGUGGUCAUUACUCCCCUGGUCGCUGCCAUGAAUGCACAGCCUGUCUGUCUGUCUCCAGGCAUUGCAGUUGUCUGCAAGGGAUUCCCACACAGCAGGGUUGAUCUUGCCAGUCUUAAUGUCACCUUUGCAGACAUUUUUGUAACACAGAGUUGGUCUGCCAACUGGCCUGGUGCCUGUAGCCAGCUCCGCUUAGAGCACAUCCUUGGGGAUCCUCCCAUCUUCCAUUCUGCCGACAUGGCCAAGCCAGAGCCCUAACGGUCAAAACAAAUCAGAACUGGAAGCAAGUUCAGCGAUUGUGAUUUUCCAUAAGUUCGACAAGGACCAGAGAGACUUGGGUUCAAAUCCUCCCUGGCGUAAAGCUCACUGGGUGAUUUGGGGACAGUAAUUAAUUUCUUCACAGCUUAGUUCACAGGGCUAGAGGGGGGAAUAAAAUGUGUGGACCACCCUGAGCUCCGUGAAGGAAGUUUAGUCUACAAAUAUAGGCAAACGAAACUCGAUUUAUGUAAAAAACCUUCUCUGAGAUAGUUUGCAGACACUUUGUAGGGCUGGACGAGAAUGCAAUGCUACAGAUUUUUAAAAUUUUCAUUUUGAAUGUUUUCAGACGCUGCCCUGUUUCUGGCCCAUGAAGACGAUUCCUUUCGCAUCCAUUCUUUCUCUUUAGUUAUGAGGUAUGCCAUUUGGUAUUUGCAUUUCACAGUGGGAUGCUUUCACUUCAUUUUUUUUUUAAAGAAAAAUAUAUUUAACGGCACCUUGUAAAAACCAAGUCAGAUGUUAGCGGAGAGGUUGCCAAAUCCUGUGUCAUCAAGACCUGAAUUCUGAAAGCUAUCUUUGGCAUAUAUACAAUUCUGUGAGAGGGGACAUGUCAGAAAUCACAACCAUCACAUCCUCUGACAAGUACCCUUGCGGCUGCUUCUCGCUACACUUCCAUUUUAAGUAUGAAAUGGGCCGGUUGCAGAAAACUUAGUCAAUCACAUGAGUAGACCUGGGGCAAGGGAUUGCACUUCACCUGCAACAGGAGAUUAAUAAGGGAUCUGGGUUAAUAUAUGUGCUGCUUUUAGCAUUGCAAAGCAGGGCUGGGGAACAUCAGGCCUGGGGGCCAAAUGUGGCCCUCCACGGCUUUCUGUGCGGUCCUUGAAGCACUUGCCAGGCUACUUCUCAGUUGGUUAGAGUGUGGUGCUGAUAAUGUCAAGGUUGCAGGUUCGAUCUCCAUAUGGGGCAGCUUCACAUUCCUGCAUUGCAUGGGGUUGGACUAGAUGACCCUCAGGGUCCCUUCCAGCUCUACAGUUCUAAGGUUUUAUGAUUCUCCUUUCGCCAGACCACACCUUUCACUGGCUCAAUGUUUUUGCCUGCUUGGAAUUGUUUGCAUCCCACUCACCCCCGCCCUGCAGCCUUCCUCCAAGGACCUCAGACCACAUGCAUUAUUCUCACCUCUUAUUAUUUCCACAUCUUCACAAAAACCCUGUAAGAUAGGUUAGGCUAAGAGAGAAUGGCCAUCCCAAGGUUACACAGUAAGCUUUGUGGGUUAAUUGGGAAUGACGAUGAUUGGGAGGGCCAAUUAAUUAUCCCUUAUUCUAAAAUCCCAUUAUGGGAUCCCUUUGGGUCUUCACACAUAAUAGGCUGCUGGGAUAGCUCAGGUGGUAGAGCAGGAGACCUUUAAUCUCAGGGUCAAGGGUUCGAGCCCCACGUUGGGCAUGAACGUUGGGUAUCGUGAAGGGUAAAGGUAAAGGUAAAGGGACCCCUGACCAUUAGGUCCAGUCGUGGCCGACUCUGGGGUUGCGGCGCUCAUCUCACUUUAUUGGCCGAGGGAGCCGGCGUACAGCUUCUGGGUCAUGUGGCCAGCAUGACUAAGCCGCUUCUGGCAAACCAGAGCAGCGCACGGAAACGCCGUUUACCUUCCCUCUGGAGUGGUACCUAUUUAUCUACUUGCACUUGGACGUGCUUUUGAACUGCUAGGUUGGCAGGAGCUGGGACCGAGCAAUGGGAGCUCACUCCGUCACGGGGAUUCGAACUGCCAACUUUCUGAUCAGCAAGUCCUAGGCUCUGUGGUUUAACCCACAGUGCCACCCGUGUCCCUAUCGUGAAGGGUACCCAGGUGCCAUUGUCCAGUGGGCCGCUUUUAGCAAAAGAAAACUGCUCCCUUGUGAAGAAGUUUACAUGGGUGAUGUGGUGUUUUGCUCUGUUUUUAAAAUCUGCUCUAGGUGCCGGCAGCUAGAUGAUUUUCUCAUGGCUCUGCUGUACUAUCUGAAUUUUUAUCUGGAAAAAUUAGCCUUGGAGAUGAAGCCCAAAUCUUUCAUGGGGUCAGUAAAAUCGCUUGGAUGUGUGUCUUAAGCGGAGUCCCGUCUUGUUUAGAAAGGGCUAUUGCUCUAUAUAUUCAGUGUGGGUGUGCUUUGCUUCAAGACCCGAUUUGUGCUGGUUAGAAAGAUCACAAGCCACGGGGCCUCAAGCCCAAGACCUUGGAGAGUUGCCAGUACUCAGGUGACUGAUGGAUGAAUAGUCUGAAGUUGGGAGUCCAAGAUCAUUUCCUGUGAUUCUGCGGGACACUUGUCACGUCCCAGGAGCUAUUUGAGCCCAGUGUUCUUCAGUCUCCUCUGACUGGUUCCAUCCUUCUUUCCUGGGUCAUUUCUGACUUUCUUCCUCCACAAGGAGACUUGAGUCAGUGCAUCUCAGCAUUUUCAGGUCAGCCCCACCUCUCCUGUUCUCCUUCAUGGCUGCGUUUGAGGUCAGUUCUGCAUCGGUGGUUGUGGCCUAAGACCAGCCGAAGCUGAGGUGGUGGGUGUUGCACGAACCAUUGAAAAGUGGACAGAACUGAGAGCCAAUGUGGUGUAGUGGUUAAGCGUGGUAGACUCGUUAUCUGGUGAACUGGGUUCGCUUCCCCGCUCCUCCACAUGCAGCUGCUGGGUGACCUUGGGCCAGUCACACUUCUUUGAAGUCUCACUCACCUCACAGAGUGUUUGUUGUGGAGGAGGAAGGGAAAGGAGAAUGUUAGCCGCUUUGAGACUCCUUCGGGUAGUGAUAAAGCAAAAUAUCAAAUGCAAACUCUUCUUCUUAAAGAAAAAAAGAGGAAAAAAAGUGGACAGAACUCUCCCUUCUUUCUCCACAAAUGCACCCAAACCUACUUUCACUAGUGCCUUGGCCUGGGUAUCUCUGCUCUGUUGCCCCUUGCAUGUUGGCAAGGAGCACCAACCCUCUUGCUUACCUGGGGGUUUCAGGUGAGUCCACAUCAGCCGAAAGCUAUUUCCUGCAUUGAACUCAGCCAUAAUGCUGUCGUCCCCACUGUCCCCCCCUUGUAACAGACUUUUAGGUUGCCUUUCAAAAUUUAAUACCUUGCAAAGACAGCUUACAGCGUACAGGUCAUACAAAUGAGUCAAACCAACUUUUGUUUGAAUUGGCAGCUGCCUUAUGCCCCAACACCUACCUGUUUUGUUUUGUGUUGACCCAGGUAAGAUCUUAAACUAGAUCAAUUAGAUUAGAUCACCACCAACGCUUCCUUAGGUGUUGGGACAUGAUUCUAUGAAUGUGGUUCAACAACAUCUGGAUGGCCACAGAGGAUCCCCAGCCUUGAGGGAGGCCAAUAAGGUGUGGCCAUCCAAGAUGUUGUUGGAUCACAUUCAUAGAAUCAUAGAGUUGUAAGGGACCUCAAGGGUCAUCUAGCCCAGCCCCCUGCCAUGCAGGAAUCUCAGCUCAAGCAUCCAUGACAGGUGGCCAUCCAACCUCUGGUUUAAAACCUCAAAUGAAGAAGAGCCCACAACCUCCUGAGAUAGACCGUCCCACUGGCAUCAGAAAGUUCUUCCUGAUGUUUAGUCGGAAUCUCCUUCCUUGUAACUUGAAGCCACUGAUUCGAGUCCUACCACCAGAGCAGGAGAAAACAAGCUUGCUCCUUGAUUCCCAUCAUCCCUGGCUAUUGGCUCUGCUGGCUGAGUCUGAUGGGUACUGGAGGCCAACAACCUCUGGAGGACCACAGGUUAGCCACACCUGACCUACCUGGAGACAUUCUAGCACACAACACCUUGGUCCUUCCUGCUCCUUAUUUGCAAUUACCCUACUGUUCUUUUGUAUCACCUAAUCUACUAAUGAUAGUCCAGGCAUAGUGGAUCUUGCUUGCCUGACCAGAGUCUUGCUAGGCAAUCCCAGGGCGUGCCACUCCAGCCCUAUGAUUUACCGGUAAUCUUUCUGUUGCUUUCUUUUAUUUGGGUCAGAAUUCUCCAGUGCAGACGUAGUGUUCUUGAUUGUCUAACCAUGAGUGGGAGAGUGCUCUGUGCAAUGCUUUUUUUAAUGACUUGCUUCUUUGUUAAACAGGAAGCCCAGUGCCCUGGAAAGGAAAGAGAUGCGGGAGAACCAAAUCAAGCUAGCAGUGACCAAAAAGCACCUGGCCGAGCUGUACUGCAUCCUCAUCCUCGGCCUGGGAAUGUCCGAUCAGCAUCACAUGGCUUGUGGGAAGUAAGGAAACGGCUGCGCCCAGGAAACGCUUUUCUGUAAUGCCAUCUGCUCUUUGCAGCAGAUGUCUAGGGAAUAAAACAGAAGAAGUGGGAACUUGGGUUUCUGAGUGGGUUGUCAGAACCCAAUGCCCUUUGAGAGUCCUUUAUGGAAACCGAAGGGGGACGUGCCGCCUGAUUCUUAGCGUUUUCACCAGGAAGCAAAUCCCAGAGAGUUCAGUGGGAAAGGGUUGUAGCUCUGGAGAGCACCUGCUUUGCAUGCAAAAUGUCACCGAUUCAAUUCCUGGCAUGGGAAAGGCUCUUGUGAAAUCCUGGAGAAUAGCUGCCAAGUAAAGUAGGACAGCUCCUGCCAACCUAGCAGUUCGAAAGCACAUCAAAGUGCAAGUAGAUAAAUAGGUACCUCUCCAGCGGGAAGGUAAACGGCGUUUCCGUGUGCUGCUCUGGUUCUCCAGAAGCGGCUUAGUCAUGCUGACCACAUGACCCGGAAGCUGUCUGUGGACAAACGCUGGCUCCUUUGGCCUAUAGAGAGAGAUGAGCACCACAACCCCAGAGUCGUCCGCGACUGGACCUAAUGGUCAGGAGUACCUUUACCUUUACCUUAAAGUAGGACAUGCUGAUAGCUUAGUUGUGGGUAGAGUUGUGGGUUCAAGUUGGGCGAAAGUUUUCUGCAUUGCAGGGGAUUGGACAAGAUCAUCCUCAUGGUCCCUUCCUAUAAUUCUAUUAUUCUGUAGUCCAGAUGAGCCAAUGGUCUAACUCAGUAGAAGGCUCGGCUUGCUUUCAAGUAAGGAUGCAUAACUUCCAGGUAAAUCUGCACUUGGGGAAUCUUUGCAAGGGUACAGUCUUACGCAAAAAAAUAUUGGUGCUGUAAGGUCCCAAUGAACUCAGUGGGAUACAUUCCAAAAUAACAUCAGUUAGGAUCACAGGCUAAAAUUCUCAUCAUUUUUCCUUAGAAGUCCCUAAAAUCAGCAGUCAUAGCCUCUGGGUGAAUGUGUUUAGGAUCUGGUGGCAUGCAAAUAGCUGUUGCAACUUAACAAAACUCAUUACACUAUUUGCUAUCAGAUUUCUGUGAUUAGGGCUACCACUGUCGGCUGCCUUAUCGCAAUGCCUUGCCAGAGUGUUUUGGGCUUGGCAGUGGUGUGUUGGUAGACUGCACAAAUCUGGCAAUGUGCUUCCGUGGUAACUAAUUUUUAGGCACUCUUACUCUUCUGAAUAGCUAGGAAAUACUUGGAAGGGGCCAUGCCUUUAUUCCCACGCUCCUAGCAAAGGAUGAUCCCUAGCUGCCGCUGGCAGUUUGAGUCAUUUUGGAGAGAGAUACAUGUGUCUUAGCAUUUACCUUAUUUUUCACUCUAUAGGACACACUUUUUCCCCUCCAAAAAUUAAGGGGAAAUGUGUGUGCGUCCUAUGGAGCGAAUGCAGGCUCCUUGGCUUCAGGGUAAGCUCGGGGGGCAGUGGGAAGGCGGUGUGCCGCCUUUGCGCUGCUCCCCGACCUGGUCUUUGAGGCUUUUCCCCGAGGAGGGAGAAGGGACUGACUGGCCGUGUCAGUCCCUUCUCCCACCUCGUAGAAAAGCCAGCAGAAGCCGUGCGCUCCUUAAAGGGUGCGUGGCUCCUGUGGGCUUUUGCAGGAGGUGGGGGAAUUCCCCCACCUCCCGCAAAAGCACGCAAAAGCCACAUGCUCUAUAAAGGGUGUGCGGCUUCUGCUGGCUUUUCUACGAGGUGGGGGAAUUCCCUCACCUCGUAGAAAAGCCUGCAGGAGCUGCACACCCUUUAAAGAGUGCUCCGCUCUUGGGGGCUUUUCCCCGAGGAGGGAGAAGGGACUGACCGCGUGCGGCUCCUGAGGGCUUUUGCAGGAGAUGGGGGAAUUCCCCCACCUCCCGCAAAAGCAGGGAGAAGGUCUGGGAGAAGUGCACAGGCUGCGCACAGCCUGUCUGCUGCUCCUAGAGCUGUGUGUGUGGGGGGGGAAUCAUAUUUUUUCCCUUGAUUUCCCCCUCUGAAAACUAGGUGCGCCCUAUGGUCAAGUGCGCCCUAUGGAGCGAAAAAUACGGUAGGUUGCUGGCUAUUUCACCUGGAGAUCUGAUGUGCGAGCAGCGGACUUUCCUCCAUCUCUGCUCAAUGAGUACGUUUGUAAAGAAGGGCAAAUAUUACAUGACAGAAGUUCUGGCAACUGCUUCCAAAGGAAAUGAAACUUGAGCAAGCCCUGUGCCUCAGGAACGUCUCAACACGCAAAGAAGUGGGACGAAUGUCACAGUAUGAAGAAGGUCACCAUGGGGAGGGGCAAGUACUUUUUAAAAAAUUAUUUUAAAUCCUUGGGCCAAAUCCCUUGCGGUGACUGCCACCUUACAAAGCCCAUGAAAACACAGCAGCCCCUAUUUCCCAGCACUGCUUCCACUCCCAUUGAGGUUGCCAUCUCUGGGAAGAAAAACCAGUGUGGCCUGCUCUUGCGAGUUUAGCAGAUAUUUUCUAUGCAGAACUCAGCAAACAAGGCUUUUCAUGCUAUGGAGACACAAAGACAAUCCCCUUCUGCUUGCUGCAGAUUCAGCGUCUGUUAAAAGCACCGCAACAGAAUUUUGUUCAGAAGGCAAUAAGACAGCUCCCGAACCAAAGCCUGCCAGUCUUACCAGUUGCUCUAGAGCAGGGGCAUUCAGGCUUCAGGCUUGCUGGAUCCAUUUUGUAGGUUUUGUUUGCAAGAACCUGAAGUUAUACCAACAAGGACCAGGUACAAAGGGCAUGUGUUGACAUCUGUCUUUCUCAAGAGACAAUGGAGUGUCGGGAGGUGGAGUCAAACCACUUUGUUAGCAGCACCAAGUGACCUCCCCAGGGCACAAGCCUGGGCAGUGUGUCUGGAGAUCCUGGGCUGCCCAGAUGACAAGACACCACCCCCUCUCAGACUCGUUGAUGUGGUCCAAAGGAAAGCAGAGCAAGACGUUUGGCACCAGCUUGGCUGCAGGAGUCGCUGGAAGGCGCCAUCCAAUCGCCUUAGGCACUUCACUCUGGAUUUGUGUAGGGUUUACUCCUGAAGACAUCCCACAAGGCAGCGGAGGUUCAGGACCAGAGUUUUCCUUCUCAUAGAUGGCUUACAGUUAAAAUUAAGGAACGGGGUUCCUCUGAGCUGAGGGAUUUGACCUGAGGUCAUAGUUCUUUCCCCCCAAACCUGUUCCUGCUUAGCUUUGUUAAUUUCUGCAGCCUGAUUUAGGGUUUUAAGAGUUUUAAACAAUUGGGAGUCUUGCAGCAAGCUACCCACCUAUUUGCCUUCUGCUCAGGCCUGCUCUAGUGAGUUCCCCUUCUUAUGUCCUUUAGCCAAUCUCUUCAGGUGGCCUCUGUUGCAGCUUGAUCAGUAGGCAUUACCAGGUGGUCCUCUUGUGUUGUGAGAAGCUUAAUCUGCUGGUUUCUGCUGCUAAAGGCGCAGGUGCAAGUCAGGCUGAUCCCUCACUGCCCCCAGGCAGCUAAUAACACUAAUGGCGGUGGAAAGAGGACUGGAGAGAAGGGUUGGUACUGGGGAGAAGAGAUGGCAUGCUUGAGCCUUGCCCGCUUUGAAUCACUCACUCUCACUAGCUUUCUUCCAGUAUGUGGCUUCGAAGGGUAGGAAAAAGCCCCAAACUCUUAUACAGUGGUAUUUCGGGUUAAGAACUUAAUUCGUUCCAGAGGUCCGUUCUUAACCUGAAACGGUUCUUAACCUGAAGCGUGCUUUUGCUAAUGGGGCCUCCUGCUGCACGAUUUCUGUUCUUAUCCUGGGGCAAAGUUCUUAACCUGGAGCAACCACUUCCUGGUUAGCAGAGUUUGUAACCCGAAGCGUCUGUAACCCGAGGUACCACUGUUGUUGCUGUUGUUUAGUUGUGUCUGACUCUUCGUGACCCCAUGGACCAGAGCACGCCAGGCACUCCUGUCUUCCACUGUCUCCCGCAGUUUGGUCAAACUCAUGCUGGUAGCUUUGAGAACACUGUCCAACCAUCUCGUUCUCUGUCGUCCCCUUCUCCUUGUGCCCUCCAUCUUUCCCAACAUCAGGGUCUUAUCCAGGGAGUCUUCUCUUCUCAUGAGGUGGCCAAAGUAUUGGAGCCUCAGCUUCAGGAUCUGUCCUUCCAGUGAGCACUCAGGGCUGAUUUCCUUAAGAAUGGAUGCGUUUGAUCUUCUUGCAGUCCAUGGGACUCUCAAGAGUCUCCUCCAGCACCAUAAUUCAAAAGCAUCCAUUCUUUGGCGAUCAGCCUUCCUUAUGGUCCAGCUCUCACUUCCAUACAUCACUACUGGGAAAACCAUAGCUUUAACUAUAUGCAAAGCACAGGUCAACCAUGGCAGGUCAUUUCUUUGACUCACGUUUUUUGAGUCGAGUUUAUUUCUCCUGCACCAGCUCGGGCAUCCUUUCUUUGAGCUUUGUGAUGGUGCAGAGCAAAAGAAACAAACAGCGGCAGCUUUAUUUCAGAUUGGUUACACUCCCCAAAGCUUGCAUGGCUGUUUUGUUGUUGGCAGGAAGCUCUUGCUCGGCGUUCAGAAGCAAAGCCGCGUUUAUUCAGCGCGGAAGUCCCCGUGGGGAUUUGCCUUCCUGUUUAGCUGGACAUGACCUGCUGCAAGGACCUGCCGGCCUGUGCUUUUUCAGAAAGCCCAUGAGACUGCCGGAACGGAGAGAGGAGAGUUGUCUCGGCAGCUUUAGGAGAGCACCCUUAAAGACGCGCAGACUCCCAGCUGGAAAGCGAAGGCUGCUGGGGAGCACAUUGCCAAGGAAUGAGCUUUUACUGAUAUGAUUCCAGGGUGAAGCAACAGGACUCAGCCAAAUUAACUUGCAGGAAGAAUUCCAGCGAGGCCUUAGCUGGGGUUAGCAGACUUGGCAGGAACACAGAGUCCCCGAGCACCAUGUUUUACAAUCUCUUCUGAAUCAGUGUGUUCCUGUGGAAUCAAGAGUUUUGCUCCCACCCCCGUCCCUGUCCUAGGGUUAGGAUUUGAGUGAGGCUUGGGCACUUGAACCUUGGAGGGCCUCAUAGGGUAGAGCAGGCAGAGGCACAUCUGCUGAGGUGCGUGGAGCAAGAAAAUGCCCCAGAGCUCACUGAGGCGUCUGGCUUGCAGCUGCUUUGGUCCAUGAAAGGUUUGGGAAGGUUACAGACAACCUGGGCUGCCUCAGAGCCAGCUGUGCACAGAGUGAAAACCAAGCAGACAGCGCUGGCUUCCGGGUCGUAGGAAGCUGCCUCAAAGGAGAUCCAUUUGACCAUCCUGCCCACCUGUUAUCUACUCUGACUGGCAGUGGCUCUCUGAGAUCUCAAGCCUUUCCACCUCACCUGCUACGAUUAGACCCCUUUCAACUUGAUAUACCUGGCACUGAACCUGGGACCUUCUUCAUUCAGAACAUCUGCUGCACCCUUGUGCUACGAUCCCAGCAGCUGCUCAACCCUGCCAACCUCAGGCACCCCCCAUGAUUUUUAAGGGUGCCUGCAAUCCCUAAAAGCAGCUUGGCACCUUGGUAUUAUUUGUGUUCCUUCUCCCUGGGCCGCCUAGCCUGCCAAAGGACUCCCCUUGUGUGGGGAACAGGAUACUCAACACCUCCACAUUUCUUUCUUUCUUUCUUUCUUUCUUUCUUUCUUUCUUUCUUUCUUUCUUUCUUUCCUUGUGUUGAAGUGCCAAACCCGAAACAAGGGACACGCCCUGACUUUGAGCUUUGUUCUCCUGCAUGUGCAUGCACUUUGCAUCUUCAGGAAACUGUGUAAAAAAGAAUUUAUUUCAAAAUAGUACAACGGGUAUAGCCGGAAGGUUCUUUUUUAUUGUAAAUAAAAUCAUCUUCUAUCUCUUUUUCUAUUUCUUUUCUUUCUUCUUCUAUUUUCUUUUGUACAUUUAUAAUUUGUAAUGUCUGAAAUGUAAUGUUUUAUACUGUAUGUAUUUUAAGUUCUUUGUAGAAUAAAGGUUGAAAUCAAAACAACAAACAAACAAACACAGACGGCGUCAUGUCCCGGGUUCAGUUCGUUGCAUCUGCAGCCAAUUGAUACGAGGCAGCUGGGCUGCCAACACACCUGAGACACAGGAGAGCAGCAAAAUCUGUCUGAUCUUGGGCGGUGCCUUGCCACCCGCAGGUGCUGCACAGCUGCAGGUUCAGCAGCGUCCUGUCAGCCAUCCUCGUCGCUUGCGGCACAGGGAGUUAUUUUCCCUCUUCUUGUCGAUUCGGCAGGGUGAGCCGCACCAACUCCGUGGUUAAUUGUAGGCUGAGUACAGUCGGUGGCCCAGCCCAAAAAUGCUGUGCAUGCAAGAGUCAGCAUGACAAAAUUGUUCAGUGACCCAACCAGAAAUCCUGGCUCUGAAUUCCAAGUAUUGCAAACAGACACACACACACACACACACACACACACACACACACCACCCCUCCCGAUUCAGCUGCAGGGAUAGAGUGAAAAUAAAUACAGGGUGCCACCUUUGCAUUCUGUACCUUAGAUACUUGCAUGUUGGGCAGAAAUUCAGAGCUGGAGCCUUCCCCCAUUGCUGCAUUUUUUCAUGAAAAGCCAAAUGACUUGGGAUUUUUCAGCAUCUUGAACAGGGCCCAGAAAACAACUGGCAGCCAGGAGGCUGAGAAAGGCUGCUUACCUGGUGGUUAAUUUUUAAGGAAUAUUAGUAGACAGCACCAGGACCAUAUUAUGAAGAUCCUUAUCUGCCCCUGGUCAAAAGAGCCUUGAAUUCCACUGACAAGAAAAGAAAGAAAGAAAGAAAGAAAGAAAGAAAGAAAGAGUGAGCAGGGCUGAGCAUAGAGAUGCCCAACUGUUUCACAAACCUUUUACAGGCAACCUGAAGGGAGCUUUGGAAACUCUGGCGUAGAGAACUUUAGCACACGUCUGAAAAUGUGAAAUAUCAGGAACCGUAUUCCUGGGGAAGGUCCGUAGCUGCUGACUGCUAGAGCCAGUCCUGAGGGCGGCAACAUGAGAAAGGGGCCUUUUCUGCCUUGGCUCCCCAUUUGGGGACUGCUCCACCCAGGAAAGCUCGCUUGGCACCUUCGUUACAUAACUUUAGGCACCAGGCAAAACCUUUCCUCUAUAACCAGGCCUUUGGCUAAUUAAACAAUCUGUGGUCUUCUAAAGGGGGGGGGGUAUUGUUUUGUUUUGUUAAUAUGUUACAUAUUUUUGUGUUUUUAUAUUGUGAACCACCUUGUGAUCAUACGAUGAAGGGCAGUAUAUAAAAUUUAACAAAAUAAAUAAAUUUAGAGCGGCCUAUCCUGGCUGGGGCUGAUGGGAGUUUUAGUCCAGAGUUGAGGGCCCCCAGGUUAGGAAGGUUAAGCCUAAAGCAGGGGUGCCCAAACAUUUUUCAAAGAGGGCCAGAUUUGAUGAAGUGAACAUGUGUGAGGACCAAUGUUGUUGAGCUUUUUUAAAGGAUUUUACCCCAGGAGAUAAACUGCCACAAGAGCUGGAUUAAACCCCGAAACGAACCCUGAAGAGCUCCUUAGUCAAACUGAAGUGGGCUCACCAGCCCUUUGGGGCCUAAGAGCGAUAUAUGUAAUCUUCAGAGACAUCUCUUGUCAUAAAAUGGCAACACCGUCCCCCAAAACAACAUUUCACAGAAGCCCAACUUUCUCUCUGAGGCUAAAAGGGCCCAGAGAGAGAAAUUCAGCUUCAGCCCUAGAGGGGAAAAUGCACACAAAGAAACCCUACUCUUUUCUGGAGGGUCUCAUUCUGCCCCCCACCCACUUGUGUGAUUCCCAAUCUUUGUGUGUGCAGAGCCAAAGCGUGGUGAAAAUCUUGGAACAAGGCAGAGGUGAAGUUGCAGAGGGGCCCUUAGAUGGUAUUUGCAGAGGACCUUGCCAUUUUUUAAACGGGUUUUGUAGAUUUCCUUCCCCUUUUACUUCGUUAGUGCCUCAUACAGUGAGGAAGGAACCAGGCAUAUCGGGCUCAGGGACACGGUUAGGUAAUAUUUAUUGCUGCCAGUUUCCUCUGGGGCAAAUUUACAUAAGGGGAGGGGAAGGAUCUGCAUUUUGUUCUCGCAGCUGCGUAUAUUAAAUACACAUGUUUAGUCAAAUUUAGAGAUCUUCCAUAAGCUAGGAGGACGCUCUUGGUUUGAGACUGGGAGAGGGGCUAAAAUAGGCAAAUGAUUUGGGAAUGCCAACUUGACGGAGCUAAAAAAAACCCCAAACCUGGCCAGCUUCACUGCCAUUAACACCAGUUUGAUUUAUAGCUGAAGCUUUCCGUGGAAUGGGACUAAAGCACACUUGCCUCCUAGUGCAAUGUGUUCUAUAUGGGGCUUUCCUGGAGCUCUGACUGGUGCAAAAUGCUACAACUAGACUUGAUGGAAUUGGAUGACCACAGCCAUGUAACAUCAUUGCUUAAAAGCUUGCACAUAUGAUACCAUGCCUGGUUCAAGGUUCAUGCAUUAAUUUAAAGGUAAAGGGACCCUGACCAUUAGGUCCAGUCGUGACCGACUGGGGUUGUGGCCCUCAUCUCGCUUUAUUGGCCGAGGGAACCGGUGUACAGCUUCCGGGUCAUGUGGCCAGCAUGACUAAGCUGCUUCUGGCAAACCAGAGCAGCGCACGGAAACGCGGUUUACCUUCCAGCCAGAGUGGUACCUAUUGAUCUACUUGCACUUUGACGUGCUUUCGAACUGCUAGGUUGGCAGGAGCAGGGACCGAGCAACGGGAGCUCACUCCGUCGUGGGGAUUCGAACCGCCAACCUUCUGAUCAGCAAGUCCUAGGCUCUGUGGUUUAACCCACAGCGCCACCCGCAUCCCUGCAUUAAUUUACAAAGCCUUUAAAAAAUUGGAUCCAGAAUAUCAUAAGGAUUGGUGAAUCCCUUACAUCCCAGCCUGAUCACUGAGAUCUUAAUGGAGUCUCUGUUGGUGGUGGCCCAUGGCUCAGCUUGCAUGGCUUGUAACUGCUAGAAACCAUGUCGCCUGGGUUGGGGGCUGAAGCCUGAAAUUCCCUCCCAACUGAGAUUAGACAAGGACCCUCCAUGUUGAAUAAUUCCUGGAUGUCAAGAUCCAGGUUUGGGGCAAAUACUUAGUAUGCCUUCUGCGUUGCUUCCAAAUUUCCUCACUACCCCCCAGCAUAGGAAAAGACCACAUGUUCAGCAAAGUAAAAACUGGUUUACUUACAAACUCUCUAAAGGUUGGAUUCAUGUGCUUCAGACCGUGAAACAAAGACAGUAACAAAGUGGUAAGAGUUCCCAGAUUAUCGAUAUAGGAACUCAAUAAUGGCUGGUGAGAGCCAUGCGGCUGAGCUGGAGCAACAAGCUCAAACUUCUUCAAAUGCUGAGCAUCUCAGGUAGAGUGGGGAGGGAUGGGGACAAUAGGCUUGAUUACCUAUUUCCUCCCAAGGUAAAGGAAAUAAGCCUGCAGGACAGCUUACUCUAUUGUAUUAACCCCUUCAUGCAUUAAUUAGAGUUAAGCAUGUCAGUUAUAUGAGAAUAGUUGUCCCACAACUUUCUUAUUUCAACCAGCAUUUUAAGGUAGUGUUCUGAUUUUAUGUUGAUUUUUAAUUGUUCUUAUUCUCUGUAUGGUUAGAUUUUUUUUCUUUUCUCCAAACCAUUUUAUUUACCCUACUUAGAAAUUCUGACUAUUAAGUAUUAUUUAAAUAUCUGAAAUAAAGCAAACAAACCCACUUCCCCAAAAGAUUGUAUUGUUUUUUUGUUUUUGUUUUUUUGCAAAAGAGAAGUGGGGGAAAAUGCACUGGGAAUCAUAAGAUAACACUUGCUUUGAUGCAACAUUGUCUAACCUCCCUGCAAACAAAUCAGGAUGAAUGCGUUCAACAGGUGGUCUGAAACUGCAUUUGUGGGGCCCCUGUCAUUUUGGCAAGAGGAAACUGCAGACUGGGAGCCCCCACUUGGUAGUUUCAUUGGGGCAUGGGAAUGAAUUUUACCUGCCAGCGUUUGGUCUUGAUUCUGUUUCUUGGUCAUGCUAGACUGUGACAGAAUGUCUAGGAAACUCCCUUUCAUUUAGGAAGAUGUUUAUGGAGUACUUUCUCUGUUGCUGUCUGUGGAUUUAUUCUUCUCUUCCACAUUUUAGGAGGAAAAUAUCAACAACACAGAAAGACAGGGAUUUCUUUGAGGUAAGAGCGGUUGCCUGGAGGAACAGAGCAGCUAAGGGUUGUCUCAUCUUUCAGAUAAGCUGCAACAAUAGAGUAGAUCACCUCCAUUUUUAUUUUUAUUUUUGCAUUUAGUGCUUGUACAACUUCUCCUCCUACGUGGCUUUUGUGACGUUCAGACAGAAGAACCUCAAGGAAAUCCAGCAGGAAGUUGGCCGGCUGCUCCGCUCAAACAUAUUCAAUCCUGCUCUGAGAGAGACAGCUAAACCCAAGGAGUUGAAAACAGAUGUGACCAAGGAGGUGAAGAAGGUCACUUUCCGCUAUCGCAAGUAUGGCCUCAUUUUCUCUCUUCUCCCCUCCCCUCCGUUAUUGGAUGCAUUGCAGAUAUUUAUAUCGGGGGUGGGGAACAUUCUUUUUAGCCCAAAGUCCUGCCAAAGCCAUAUGCCAGAAGUGGCUGGAGCCUGCAGUAGGUUACAUUCCAACCAUACAAAAGUCAGAAUUUUCUGCACUUAUCGUCUCCACCCAGGUGAACAAGAGGCAUUAUUGUAGUUGUAGGGCACAGUCCAGCCUGAGGAUCAUAGAAUCAUAGAAUUGUAGAGUUGGAAAGGACCGAAAGGGUCCUCUAGUCCAACCCUCUGCAAUGCAGGAAUCUCAGCCAAAGCAUCCAUGGCAGAUGACUGUCCAACUUCUGCUUAUACACCUCCAAGCAAGGAGGGUCCACAACCUCCUGAAAGAGACUGUUCCACUGUCGCACAGUGGGAGCCAGUGUGGUGUAGCGGUUAAGAGUGGUGGACUCAUAAUCUGGGGAACUGGGUUUGCGUCUCCGCUCCUCCACAUGCAGCUGCUGGGUGACUUUGGGCUAGUCACACUUCUCUGAAGUCUCUCAGCCUCACUCACCUCACAGAGUGUUUGUUGUGGGGGAGGAAGGGAAAGGAGAAUGUUAGCCGCUUUGAGACUCCUUCAGGUAGUGAUAAAGCAAAAUAUCAAAUCCAAACUCUUCUUCUUCCCAUCGGAAAGUUCUUCCUGGUGUUUAGUCGGAAUCUCCUUUCUUGUAACUUGAAUCCAUUGGGUCAAGUCCUACACUUCAGAGCAGGUGAAAACAAGCUUGCUCCAUCUUCUAUGACAGCCUUUGAGAUAUUUGAAGAUGGCUAUUGUAUCUCAUGUAUUCACAUACCGUAUUUUUUGCUCUAUAAGACUCACGUUUUCCCUCCUAAAAAGUAAGGGGAAAUGUGUGUGCGUCUUAUGGAGUGAAUGCAGGCUGCACAGCUAUCACAGAAGUCAGAACAGCAAGAGGGAUUGCUGCUUUCACUGCGCAGCGAUCCCUCUUGCUGUUCUGGCUUCUGAGAUUCAGAAUAUUUCUUUUCUUGUUUUCCUCCUCCAAAAACUAGGUGUGUCUUGUGGUCUGGUGCGUCCUAUAGAGCGAAAAAUACAUACUUUCCCGUUGGUCAUUCAUUCAUCCCAUGUUUUUCCAUGCAUUUCCUUGUCACUUUCCUAAUUACAAAAAAAUAUAUCCAUAUUUUUUAGUAUAUUUGUUUCCCUGAGGCAAUAGAGCACUUUAAUCCCUUUUACCGUAAUUCUGCAAAUCUAAAUUUACAGCAUGUGAUUGAAUUCUGCACCCCCAAAGCCUGCAAAAUGCUGUCAGUCGGGAGGUACCUUACUUCACCCUUACUUGAACACCUUUCCCUUAUUCAUUAUUAUUAUAAUUUUUUAAAAAACUAUUUCUUAAAGGAGCACCGAUGUAAGGCAGCCAGCCAUCCGAAGCGUCAUGGACCAGCGAUCGCCGGUGCUGAGCACCUUGCUGCCGAUGCCUAAAGACAGCGCUCAGUACCUUUUCCAGGACCAUUACCUCCAUGCUGGCAGAAGUCAGCCAGCCUACAUUCCUGAAGAGCUGCCACCCUUUUCCUCUGUCGUGCCAGAACCCAAGUAAGGAAUGCAGGGCUUUUCUACGCAAUACGUGACCACAAAAUCUAACAGGGAGCAGUGGCCUCUCUCACAAGUAUAUCUGAGUUACUCAUAGUUUCAAGCCUAUUUGAAUGUGCUCUAAAUGUAUUGGGUGCAUCUGCCUUGUUUGUUCAUGUGAUGGCCAUGGGGAAAGCAAAAGGACAUUGAAGACCCUGCUAGAGCAAAAGAGAGGAAAGCUAGCAGAAUAGAAUCCAAUGAAUGCUUAACCAUUGAGUUUUGAUGAGAACAGCUUGACCUCACCCCAAAAGGCACACUCCUCCAUUGUCUCCCGAGACAGACGGAUGCCAACAAAUUCAGGCCAAUGGACUACGUUGGUUUUGGUGACUUGCAUCCUGUCUGUCUGUUUGUUCCACCUGGCAACAAUUCCGUCUGCUUUCCCCCAAAAGCAGAAAACCAGGAGAAGGGGACUCCAGCUACAAGACUCUCCCACCUUUAUCUCUUUGUUUCUUAUCCUGCCCGUUCUCCAAGGAGCACAGGGCAGCCUACCUGGUUCUCCAGACACCCAUUUUAUUCUCAGAAAUCGUAUCGUAUCGUAAAACCUUUAUUGGCAUCACAUACAACAUCCAAAACAAAUCAAUACAGAAUUACCACUUCCCCAGCGGCACAAAACAUUUGCUAAAAGAAAGGAGGCAGAGCAGUCUAUCGUCACAUCUCUUGGUCUCCAGGGAGAUCAGACGUCUGCAGUGUAUUUCGACGACAAAAAACCAAAUAGAGAUAUUUAGCCACUAACUUGGUGAGCUCCUGAUCAUUCCCCAGUAAUAGAAAAUGUAUGACCUCUGACUCUGGUUUCCAUUUGGGGAUACAGAGUUGAUAUAAAAAUUGCUGGCAGAGAUCAGCAUAUAGUUUACAAUUGAAAACAAUUUGUGUAAGGAUUUCCACCAGGUGGUCUUCACAUGGGCAAGUUCUUUCUCCUUCCACCCUGCCUGAGAACCUUCCCCAAAGGAGGUCUGAUGGAUUUGAAUUAACCCUGGCCAGCGAAAAUGCCCUUCUUUCUUGAGGGUUAAGCAGAAAUUCAAGGUAAUUAUGGUUAGAAACUUCUCAGAAAUCACCUGCAAGGGAGAUCCGAGGGCCAAACUAGACAUUAGCUGUAUCCUUAAGUGCAGUGUUUUAAUUAUUAUUUUAAAUGCAGACUGUUUUAACAAACAAACUUGCAUUUCAGGGCACAGAUACGGAGCUCAGGUAUUGCCUAGUUUGGCCUUGUGAGGUGAUGAUUGCUACAAGGUCACACGGUGAGCUUCAUAGCCAAGAUGGGCAUUUGGACCUUGGUCUCUCCAGUCCCGAUAUAGCACCCCAACCACUUUGCCAUCGUGUUAAGUGGUGGAGUAUAACCCCUACGCUGUAGCUCAGCCAGUGCAGUUCCCUUAGCCCAGGUGUAACAGGUGGGCAUCCACUCAACAACCUGGCUGCACUCUUCUUCUCCGGCAGGAUCGGCAUCAUUGGAUGCCCACGCCACAGAUUUAUCCCUCAUACGCUUCAGCCUAUCGGGACGCAGGAUGCUGAGAACGAGGAUGACGAAAGCAUAAGAUCGGAGACAAGCAUCUCUCCAGCUGUUUCCCAGGAGCUGAAUGUCUCACCGAAGGUCCCUCAAGGCAGUGCUAGCCUCCAGUCCGUGGCGGGUUCAAGGGCUACCACCGAAGCAGAUUACGUUGAGAAUCACUAGCAGCAUACGCUAGUCAUUAGGGAUAAUUUUUGUUCGUUUAAUUAAACUCUUUUGAAACGUUUGCCAUUUGAAUUGUAUCCCUUGUGUACUCCAGCCUGCAGGGAGAGUAUAGCAAAGCACUUUCCACUUUGCCAAGCUUCCAGGACAAUACAGUAUUCGGUGCAUUAAAAAAAACAAAAACAAGACCAUUGAAGCAAGUUAAAACUGUCUGCGUGAAAACCAGAAUAAAGAGGUUUUUUU